Molecule: messenger RNA, 1600 nt
Organism: Anolis sagrei ordinatus
Lineage: Eukaryota; Metazoa; Chordata; Lepidosauria; Squamata; Anolidae
Gene: KLHDC2
Product: kelch domain containing 2
Molecular function (GO): protein binding
Source: RefSeq, a predicted model, not a curated record
GGGACUUCCUUUGUGAGGCAGAGGCGGAUGUUGACAGAAGGAGAGCGGCCUUGCUGAGACUGAUAUUCCUACGCCGACAUGGCAGAAGACAAUGAAGAGUUGCCGAUGGACGAAGAGGCGCCUCCAGCGGAGGACAACCUGGAUCCGCUGGAUAACGGCAGCCCUGCCGAGCGGAGCGGCCAUGUGGCCGUCACUGAUGGGCAGUGCAUGUUUGUGUGGGGGGGAUACAAGAAUGCACAAGUGAGGGGCUUUUAUGACUUUUACCUGCCUAGAGAUGAAAUCUGGAUCUAUAACAUGGAAACUGGACGAUGGACGAAACACAGAACGUCAGGAGAUGUGCCGCCUUCCAUGUCUGGAAGCUGCGCUGUCUGUAUGGACCGAGUCUUGUAUCUCUUUGGGGGGCAUCAUGCGCGUGGCAACACAAACAAGUUCUACAUGCUGAAUUCCAGGUCGAACGAUGAGGUCUUGCAGUGGGUCCGGGUGGAGUGCCAGGGGGUCCCUCCCUCCUCAAAAGACAAACUUGGUGUCUGGGCUUACAAAAACAAGCUUGUCUUUUUUGGCGGCUACGGCUAUUACCCGGAAGGUGAGCAGAUUGGCACGUUUGAGUUCGAUGAAACGUCAUUUUGGAAUUCAGGUCUCCCUCGAGGGUGGAACGAUCACGUCCACGUCCUGGACACAGAGACUUACACAUGGAGCCAGCCAGUUACCGCGGGCAAAUCGCCGUCCCCGCGCGCCGCUCACGCCUGCGCCACUGUCGGCAACCGGGGAUACGUCUUCGGAGGCAGAUACCGGGAGUCGAGAAUGAACGAUCUCUAUUACCUCAAUCUGGACAACUGGGAAUGGCAUGAAAUCAUCACGCAGGGGGCUUGCCCUCUUGGCAGAUCCUGGCAUUCCUUGACCCCCGUGUCGUCCGACCAUCUCUUUCUCUUUGGUGGCUUCACCACCGACAAGCAGCCACUCAGCGAUGCCUGGAUCUACUGCAUCAGUAAAAACGAAUGGAUACAGUUCGAGCACAACUACUCAGAGAAACCCCGGCUCUGGCACACGGCUUGCGCAAGCGACGAGGGCGAGGUGAUCGUCUUUGGCGGCUGUGCCAACAACCUCCUUGCGCAUCAGAGAGCGGAGCAUAGUAAUGAGAUCCUUGUGUUUUCUCUUCAACCAAAAUCUCUUGUAAGACUGUGCCUGGAGGCCAUCCUGUGCUUCAAGGAGGCCCUGGCCAGCUCCUGGCACUGCCUGCCCAAACACUUGCUCCAGAGCCUCAACCAGCGCUUCGGCAGCAUCAACACCUCCGGCUCCUAGGACGAGGAAGACGAGGAUGGCGACCAAGACGGCGGCGGCGAAGCAGGCGCUGCCACCCCCCCCCCACCCACCCCCGGUCCCUUCACUGGCCACUUUCAUGCGUGGAUGAGCCCUUCGGAAAAGAGGUGGAACCCUCCCGCCAUCUCUGUGUGACAAAGUGUAUAGGCUUAACUAUUUCGCAGCGUACGUAGUGGCUUUUCUGCUUCGGCCUCCUUUCUUUCGUUGCAUGUGAAUGGCUUAGACAGACAGAGAACCUAUUUUUGUGUACAGAUUCGUUUGCAAUAAAGGUAUUUAAUGCAAA